GGACUUUUAAUUAUCUUUCGUUUUCUAAAACAACAGAAAUUUAGGUGUCAUGUUUUUGUAGUAAACAAAGUUAUAAUUACUAGCACCACGUGUUAAUACCAUGCAUGGCUACAUAGACAUCAACCUGUGGUGGCAGUGCCAAGGAUGUAAGAGAGAAACAUAAAAACCUAAAAGAUUAUCGUAAAAAAAGAAAGAAAAAGGGAUUUGAAACAAUCACUGAGUAGACAGUCAAUAACGGUCACAUGGGUUUUGCUACUUCUCCAAACGUGAAGACAUUUAUACCAACCUACACUCCUUGCUCCUACAUAUCCCGCGCCUUGCAUGCAGUUCCAAGUAUCAUCAAACAGUGAUACUCAAAGCACCACUUUCCAGUUAUCUAAGUUAUUCAACUAUCACAGUAUUUUAACCAUGGAUACUUGCAAGAAGUCACCCCUGAAGCCAUGGAAGAAAGGGCCAACUAGGGGGAAAGGUGGUCCACAAAAUGCCUCUUGCGAGUACCGAGGUGUUAGGCAGAGAACUUGGGGCAAAUGGGUUGCUGAGAUAAGAGAGCCAAAGAAGAGAACCAGACUCUGGCUUGGUUCUUUUUCCACAGCUGAAGAAGCUGCCAUGGCUUAUGAUGAGGCUGCAAGGAGACUCUAUGGACCAGAUGCAUACCUUAAUCUUCCCCACCUGCAGCCCAGGUCCACUUCACCUAUUACACCAGGAAAGUUCAAAUGGUUCCCUUCCAAGAACUUCAUUUCGAUGUUCCCUUCCUGUGGAUUACUCAAUGUAAGUGCUCAACCCAGUGUUCAUUUUAUCCAUCAGAGGCUACAAGAGCUAAAGCAAAAUUCAGUUGAAAGGCAAUCCCCAAAUAGUUCGUCCAAUGAUCCAGAGGCAGAAAUUCAGAAUGUAGUAGACAAUGCAGAAAGUCCUCUAAAAGACUCUCAAACAUCAUCAGAGGAGGUUCCAGGAGAUAUUCAAGAGAAACCCCAGAUAGACCUACAUGAGUUUCUUCAACAGCUGGGAAUACUUAAAGAUGAAAAACAGUCAGCUGAUAGCACAGAAAGUUCAACAGUUCCGGAAGCUGUGUUCAGAUAUGAAAAUGACGAAUUGGGAGUGUUUUCUGACACGAGUGUUAACUGGGAGGCUUUGAUUGAGAUGCAUGGAAUUGCUGGUAUUCAGGAAUUAGAAUCCACCCAGCUUGAAGCAUAUGGCCCAAAUGAUGACCUUACUUUUUCAACUUCCAUUUGGAACUUCUAAGUAACUUGUUUUUUCUGUUCAAGAAAAGAGAGUAGGUUAGAUAUGGGUACUUGGAAUAUCAGAUUAAGCACUUUAGUCCUGUUUAUGUCUGCAGAAUUUGAAUCUGCUGGCAGCAUAUAAGAGUAGGAAAGUAGCUAGAUUAGUAGACUACCAGGUAGAAAAGAACUUUCAUCAUUCUGCAAGAUGAGAAAGUGAGGAUUUUUAUUGCAGUUGCAGAUGCAAUAAUCCGUAGCAUCUUGUGCGAGUGUUAUGGACUGCAGAAUUAAAAAAGAAGCUCAUCCAUAGCCAACAAUCUGAGACAUCAAAUUUGGAAUGUCACGGAUUUCUUUGAGAGAAGCUGUUAGGAAUAUGAGGCAUGUUCAAGAUCUAAUCUAUUUUGUUUGCAUUAAUAAAAUUGUGUUUUAUCAUAUAUCAUUUGUUUGUGAAAAAUAGUUAAUGCCACAAGGUC
This is a messenger RNA of Vigna umbellata (rice bean), 1687 nucleotides long. Its product is annotated as dehydration-responsive element-binding protein 2F-like. Gene Ontology annotation, molecular function: transcription cis-regulatory region binding; DNA-binding transcription factor activity. Lineage: Eukaryota; Viridiplantae; Streptophyta; Magnoliopsida; Fabales; Fabaceae. Gene Ontology annotation, cellular component: nucleus. Gene Ontology annotation, biological process: response to stress; positive regulation of DNA-templated transcription. The record is from RefSeq and is a predicted model, not a curated record.